This is a messenger RNA of Hypoxylon trugodes, 1307 nucleotides long. RefSeq lists its product as uncharacterized. NCBI's taxonomy places the organism in Eukaryota, Fungi, Ascomycota, Sordariomycetes, Xylariales, Hypoxylaceae. The record is from RefSeq and is a predicted model, not a curated record. Bases 55 to 987 code for a protein of 310 amino acids. The transcript has 4 exons.
UCACAAUGUUGACAUCCAAUUACUAGCUAGUUACACAUCUAGGAAAUUAGCAUCAUGGACGGGUUUUGGCUCACCUCUUGGCAAAGCGAAGGUUCGCAAAGCUCAACGAGCAAGACAGAAAAAUUUCAAGUCGAUGAUGAGAGAGGCGCCGGCGAAGUUAGAAGAGAGGGAGAACCAGCCGAAAACGACAUUUACAGGCAACCGUGGAAGUAUGUCGGCUACAAAGGGUAUUCACAAUUCAUCUCAUCGGAAAACGACCUCCUCAUAUUUCGGCAAUUCCGGGAGCUGAGCGUUCGAAAUGCUUUGCGACUCCAAGAUAAAAUCUCAGUACUGGAAGCGAAGCUUAUGGAACUGGAUGACACUCAUAGUAGAAGAGAAUCAUAUCCUAUCAAUAACGGGACGUUCAGAAACAAGAAGGACGACCGCGAGGCAAUCCUGGACCAAAUCGAGGUUGCUUUGAAUCGCUAUUACAAGUUCCUUAUUCGUCAAUCUGACAUGCAACGACUUCAGGCGGCACCUCAUCGGGAUGUGAAAAAUAUCAUGAGGUGGCAUGAUCAAUAUGACAAUAGGGCAAUCAAUCAAGAGGAACAGAACUAUCUGAGCCGUGAUGAUCUUAUAUGUCUAAAUGCGCGAGAUAAGCCUCCUCUCCGCCACUUGAUCGACCACUCGCUUCGAUUAAGGACUUUACCAAUAUGGCGAGAUAAUUCCCGAGCACCGACACAAGGCUCGGAGAACAUAACCUACUUCUCAGAGAAGAAGAUGAACGCAUUCGUGUCUGGAAUAAUUACGGUUAUGGGAUCAGCUAUGCUUAUAAUACCGAUCUGGGUGUUGGUAAAACUGAAGGUCUUAGAGACGAAAUUGGCUGCAAUAACGGUUUUCGUCUUUGUAUUCCUGUUGGUUCUAUCGUUCGCUAUGGUUACGAAACCGUUCGAAGCUCUAGCCGCAACAGCAGCAUAUGCGGCCGUCCUCAUGGUUUUUAUUAUGUAGGGAUGAGUUGAAGAAGGAUAGAAUAAGCACGAGAAGUUAGAAAGGGGAUAAGAGUCGAAGAAAUAUAUGCGGGGUUGGAGUAAUCAACGUACAUAUGUACUUAACAACGGAGGCUAGUUACAUGUAUUAGGUAAGGUAACUUCCUGAAGAUUUGUCAAAGACCCCUGCGCGGCCAGCUCGGGGCGGACGAGAUAUCUAAAAUAGUGGAGGUUUAAGGUUACAUUGGCCAGAACCGGAGCGCCGGUUGCUUAUUGAUCAACUGCUAAAAAAAAAAGGCUUCGAAGAUUUUAGCUUCGUUUCCUUUUAACUUUUCUCCGUUC